AUAAGCUUCUUCGCUACUUGCGCAUUUGCCUGUUCGUCUCCUUUUGUUCAUCUCAGAUCUUUCUAGGGUUAGGGUUUCGGGAAGCUACGAUCUGGCAAUGGCGGCGACGGCGGCGCAAGCGGGGCUGUUCGGCUUCAAGCCGCAGGUGAUGGUUCCCGGUGGGAAGGCAGAGGCAGCGGUGAAGUUCUACAAGGCGGCUUUUGGGGCGGAGGAGCUGCGGCGAGUGUCGCACCCCAAGCGCAAGGCCGACCAGGACCUUCCUCUCAUCAUCUCCUCCGAGCUAAAGAUCGGCUCCUCUUUUCUGCUCGUCGGCGAUCGCUUUGAUGAAGGGGGCGAGGAUGGAUCUGCGCAAUCCGGCGGUGGGGUCGUGUUCCGGCUCGAAGCAGAGGACGUCGCCGAGGUGGUGAAGAAGGCGGUAGCUGCUGGUGCGGUCGUCGUAGGCGAAGUGGCGGAGGAUGAAAGUGGCAUCGUCGCGACGGUGAAGGACCCUUACAGUGUUGUUUGGGUCAUCGCGGCUGCCGUGAAAAGCGCCGAUCCAGAAGCUUGAUCUGGUCUCACCGAUUUACUACUUUAUCAUAGAGUAUAUCUCUUUUUGGGAAACAUUAAUGAACUCGAACCGUAUGUAAUAGCUAGCUAGUAGGCCUCAGAGAAACUGCAUUAGUCAAUGUGGUUUUCUCUCGUAACACUCGAUCUACUAACCUGAAGGACAUCAAGGUUACUGGUUAAAUCAUUCCCUAUUUUGUGAUGCUUCUAAUCAUCCUUCUUUUGCAGGAAUAUUAUAUAUCGGGAAGUUUUAAUCCCUUCUCUUUCGUUUAUUACUUGCUUUUUUCCUUGAUAUCCGCUUUAUUUUUUUCUUAUAUUUUUUUGACUCGUAUGCUUUUGAACCCUCUUUUAUCUUGCAAUGGUUUUAAGUUUAGAUCUACGCUUCUAUAACUCUAAUUCUCUCUUUGGUCUUGCAUCUUCAUCAAGUACGUAUCAUUAGUUCUACAACACUAAUUUUUGCCAUUAACUGGCUGAUGAUUCCGGCAAGUUCCUCUGAUCGUUGUUGAUCUUUCUUCUUUUUAACUGAUACCUUUGUGGUUUGGCAUUGCCUUUUAGUUGUUUGCAAUUAACUAAUUUUGCCAGGUGAUUUCGGCAAUUUGUCAUCUAGGCAUUUGGAAGCCUUCAGGAUGAUCUCGUUUCGCAGGAUGAUCUACUCAUCACCAAGAAUCUUUUGUUGGGUCUUUGUUAUUAAAACUGUUGCGUGUUCUGGACGCUUAUAUCUAAUUCUCAUUAGUUUUACCACUGGCCCAGGUGAUGUUAGAGAACGGUAGGAGAAAGACGGGAAAGGGGGCGACAAGAACUGCGUUGAGUAGUUGGUACAUCCUCUUCUCGUGAAACUCCCAAGUAUAAAUGCUAAAUGUCAGUGUAUUGUCAGGGGGGGAGGCGGAAUCGGUGUUUUGAUGGUGUCAGUAAAUGGCAGGAUCUCCAAUGUUUAAAGCUGAAACUUUAAUUUAUUUUUGGUCCAGGAAAUGGAAAUCUGAAAUUAAA
Molecule: messenger RNA, 1530 nt
Organism: Zingiber officinale
Lineage: Eukaryota; Viridiplantae; Streptophyta; Magnoliopsida; Zingiberales; Zingiberaceae
Exons: 2
Coding region: 98-547 (149 amino acids)
Source: RefSeq, a predicted model, not a curated record